ACUGCCUACCCCACCCGAUCCACGAACUGAGAGAGCUUCCUCUGACUAGUCUGCCAUUUUCGCCAGAAAUGGAUCCGGACACCGAAGUCCAAUUUGAGUUUCCGGGCCUGAUCCGCUGCUACAAGAGCGGCCGCGUCGAGCGCUCCGCCGCCCCGGCGCCCGCCCCGCCGUCGCUGGACCCGAUCACCGGCGUCGCCUCCCGGGACGUCGCCCUCGACGCCUCCUCCGCACCUCUCCGCGCUCGCCUCUACCUCCCCUCCCUCCUCGCCCACGAGCAGGAGCAGGAGCAGGAGCAGGAGCGGAAGCUCCCUCUCCUCGUCUACUUCCAUGGCGGCGGCUUCGUCGUCGGCUCCGCCUCCGCCCCCGCCGAGCACUCCUUCCUCAACCUCCUCUGCGCCCGCGCCGGCGCCCUCGCCCUCUCCGUCGACUACCGCCUCGCCCCCGAGCACCCGCUCCCCGCCGCCUACGACGACGCCCUCGCCGCGCUCCGCUGGGCCACCUCCGCAGCGCCCGCGCCCGAUCCCUGGCUGUCCCGCCACGCCGACCUCACCCGCGUCUUCUCGAUCGGCUUCAGCGCCGGCGCCAACAUCGCCUACAACGUCGCACGGGCGCUUCCCCCGGGCGCGCUGAAGGGGCUCGUUCUGAUCCACCCCCUCCUCCUCUCCAGCGCUCUGUCCCCGUCCGAGCCCCGGGACGCGGCGCUCAGGGCGAAGAUAGAGGAGGGGUGGCGGUUCGUGUGCCCCGGCACGUGCGGGGUGGACGACCCGCGCGUGAACCCCAUGGGACCGGGCUUGAAGGAUCUGGGGUGCGAGAGGGUGAUGGUGUGCAUCGCGGAGGACGAGUUGAUGGAGCGGGGGAGGGCGUACUACGAGGCGCUGAGGGCGAGCGGGUGGGGCGGGAGCGCAGAGUUGGUGGAGUCGGAGGGCGAAGGGCACGAGUUCUUUCUCCAGAACCCGGGAUCGGAGAAGGCGGUGGCAAUGAUGGAGCGCUUGGCCGCGUUCAUCAAUCGCUGAAGUUGAGAUCAUAUUCUUGCCAAAACAAAAAGAAAUGGUUGGUUUCGCAACAAUUUAGUAGCGCUGCUGUUAUCUCCGAAUGCUGCUGUUAUAAGCUGUUUAUGUGCUGAUACUAUGGCUUGUAUAAUAUUUGUUGUUAGUACCUUAAAUGUGAAGAAAAUGUAAUGUGAUGAUGCAUUUGCACUCGAAAUAAAAGUGUACAUGACUAUCGAUAUAAGAUUGGCCAAUACUGAUGCAGAUUGGAUAUGAUUGAGGCGGAGCUCGCUUCAUAUAA
Messenger RNA from Ananas comosus (pineapple), 1287 nucleotides. RefSeq names its product tuliposide A-converting enzyme 2, chloroplastic-like. NCBI's taxonomy places the organism in Eukaryota, Viridiplantae, Streptophyta, Magnoliopsida, Poales, Bromeliaceae. The coding region runs from base 69 to 1013 and encodes 314 amino acids. The transcript has a single exon. Gene Ontology annotation, molecular function: hydrolase activity. The record is from RefSeq and is a predicted model, not a curated record.